This is a messenger RNA of Solanum pennellii, 749 nucleotides long. RefSeq names its product CEN-like protein 1. Lineage: Eukaryota; Viridiplantae; Streptophyta; Magnoliopsida; Solanales; Solanaceae. The record is from RefSeq and is a predicted model, not a curated record. Gene Ontology annotation, biological process: vegetative to reproductive phase transition of meristem; flower development. The transcript is spliced from 4 exons. Bases 36 to 563 code for a protein of 175 amino acids.
AUUGCCUCUAUAGCUUACACUAAAAAACACACAAUAUGUCUUGUAGAGAUAUUGAACCACUUAUUGUUGCAAGAGUUAUAGGAGAAGUUGUUGAUAGUUUCAAUCCAAGUGUGAAAAUGAAUGUGAUAUAUAAUGGAACCAAACAAGUGUUUAAUGGUCAUGAACUCAUGCCUCUUGUCAUUGCUUCUAAGCCUCGUGUGGAUAUUGGUGGUGAAGACAUGAGAUCUGCUUACACACUCAUCAUGACUGAUCCAGAUGUUCCAGGUCCUAGUGAUCCUUACUUAAGGGAACACCUCCACUGGAUUGUGACAGAUAUUCCUGGUUCAACUGAUGCUUCUUUUGGAAAAGAGAUAGUGAGCUACGAGAGUCCAAAACCAGUGAUUGGAAUUCAUCGAUACGUGUUCAUAUUAUAUAAGCAAAAUAGAGGAAGACAGACGGUAAAACCACCACUAACAAGAGAUCAUUUCAACACUCGAAAAUUUGCAGUAGAAAAUGGAUUGGGUUCCCCUGUUGUUGCUGUUUACUUUAAUGCACAAAGAGAAACUGCUGCUAGAAGAAGAUGAAUGUACUUCAUGAACAUCAAUAAAUAAAAAUAAAAUUAUGUAAAUUGAAUAAGGUGUAUGUGCACUAUGCAAAGUGACACCUAAUUAUAGUGUAACGCAGAAUUUCUCGUAAGCAAUGUCAAGCAGUAUAUGUGUGUAUAAGUAACUUUUCUCAUCUAUUACUGGUUGUAAAAUAUUAUUUUUCAU